This is a messenger RNA of Caenorhabditis auriculariae, 6194 nucleotides long. Lineage: Eukaryota; Metazoa; Nematoda; Chromadorea; Rhabditida; Rhabditidae. The record is from the annotation of a GenBank genome assembly.
AUGACAGCGGUCGAUGAGAUGAAGAAGCAAAAUAAUGAGGUCAGUUUUUUCCUUGAAAAUUAGAAGAAUUCUGUUUUUUAACGUAUCGAAGAGAGCUUUCAGGUUAGAUUCCAAGUUAAAAAUAAUUCAAAUUUCACGUCGUUUAAUCGAAGGAAGAAACAAUGCUCAUAGCUGUUGAAUACCGUCCAAAGGGUUUUCUAAAAAAUUAUUACAGUCGUUGGACUUCAUAAUCCGAGACGAAGACGUCGCCGACGUCCCUGACGACGACGAUCAUCCGAAGAUCAACCAGGCUGUCAAUGAUGGAAACAAGACAGUUAUCACUAUAUCUUCUGAGGCCGGCUUUGAGCUGCACCAACAUUGGCUCGACCAGGGCAUUUCUGGUCUGAUGGCUGCGGUUGUCACUCACAAGUGAGGGAUUCAUAAUCAUUAGUUUCUGUUUCGAAGGGAUUUAUAGUCCGUUCAGAUUUUGAAUGUCAAGUAGAAUGACGUCAUUCGAAAACGCUCUGUGGAUGGCUCGCUCUCUGAUUGGUUUAUCGCGCCAUUAGGGGGCGGAGCUUGAGCGAGGAGUUGACAUUUAGAAUCUGAACAGACUAGUUUCUCAUUUCGAGUUUCCAAGCUUAGGACUGAAACUUUGCUUGUUGUCCUUGGACUGGAACGUGGUCUUCCAUCUGAAACUUCCAACCGACAAAAUUUGUGAAACUAGGCAGAUUUGAGAGAUCUACGGCGGCCUGAAGAGACGCCAGAGAAGACAAAGUUUCUGUUUUCUCUGUCGUCUAUUCUAAACUACCUAUCUCUCUCUCUCCUUUCUUCCCCUCUAUUGUCUCUUCUGACACGAAACUUUUGAUUUUUCACCAUUAUUCUGAGAAAAAAUCGAAAAACUCCUAAAUUCGUUUCUGAAGAAUCAAAACUUCAGGAUCAACGCCAACAAACUCAACAAAGAAGACAAACGACGCCAUAGAAACUGCACGAAAUCAGCAAAAUCAGUCACCUCCCAUGCAAAAUGCGUCGUGACCAUUUUGGACAAGGUCCAGGAUCGCGAUCAGAAACUGAAAAUGUACAGCGACAUGCGAUUUUUCCGUGAGUUUUUGAGAGAAAAAAAGCAACUUGAAAGGCUUUGGAAUGGAUCGCGCUGCGUUAUUUCAAAGAAUGAUCAAUUUCGGUGCUUUUGCGACCAGGGAGUGAUCUCAGCUCACAGUGGGACUUCUGAAGGAGACUAGGUGUAGUUUUCAAGCUGAUUCCAAAUCCGGUACUUUUGAGGGUUCAAAACUUUUUUCACAGACCUCGGUCGCAGCUUUUGAGACCGGACUUGGAAUCAACGCGAAAAACUACGUCUAGUUACCUGAUCUCAUUCAGAAGUCCCACUUAAAGCUGAGACCGUUCCCUGGUGAGAGUAAGAAUGCUACAAGAUAGUGUCGAGCGCAAGUAGUUUUGGGUCGGGUACACCGAAAAUACGUGAAUAGGGGGGAGGGGUUGAACAUCGGUACCAGAGCAUUUCAAACAAGUAUUGAUCACAAUGAAAAAUUAUAAAUGUUUUCAGUACAACGACACAAAAAGGAGCACUUGAACUCGGGAAAGUACAACCAUAUGAUGAAGAAAUUCGAUCAGUUGGCAAGAAAUGAAGAACCCAGUCAGGCUUUCCGUGUCAAAAGGAAUAUUCGCAACCUUUUCCGUCCGAAAGUCCGGAAUCAAGACCAAUUCGAAUUGAUCGAGGAGAAGCAUCUGUCCCCGGUGGCUCUGAUUGCAAGGAGAUUGACCAGCUUGGUGAGGUCGGCCAAGAAGACGGAUCAACCACCGAAAAGGUCAGUUCGGAAGGUUUGAAACGGGGAAGAAUUGGAUGAAAAAUGGUAAAGAAGCUGAAAAAAUUUAUGUCGUGAUCAAAGUGGUUCCGCGAAAUCCAAGGUAGCGGUCCGAGAAAAAAAAAGAUCACUGAACUCUGGAGGGUCAGAGAUAAAUUUGCGGUUCGUAGAAAAUACUUUGAAAAAAAGACAUAUCAAAAAAAAUUUUGGAAAAAAAGUAGAAAAAAAUCCGGAAAAAUUUUUUUGUUUAAUAAGAUUAUCCUUGGAGCACACUUGAACUUUUUUGUUUUUAGCUGGUUUUAGUAAGGAAAUUGCGCUCCAUCGAAAAUUACGAUUUUUUUAUUUUUUCAAUCGCGUUAUUCUUAUCAACGUUUCAAAAUGUUCAAAGCUAAAAAAAUCAAUGAAAAAGGUGGAAAAAUCGAUAAAAAUUAACCGAGGUGUACACAGAAUCCAAAAUGUCUCAAAAAGGACUUUCGGAAAAAAGGCGUUUAUGAGGGCUCGAAGGCACCUUUUUUUCUAGACCUUUUUCUGAAAAGAAACUUUCACGGAGGUGUAAAAAAGAAGAAAGCGGAAAAAAGGUGGAAAAAAAAAUUCGAAGACACCUCCAGCAUCUCAAAAAGGAGCUUCUUUUCAAGGCAUUUUUAAGGUCGUUUGGACUUUGCCUGUGUCCAGGAAACUUGUAUCUUUUUUCAGCCUCGAAAUAUUUUUUCAGAUGGCAACAAGUGAUCCAAGACAUCAAAAGCGAAAGCGAGAGGCUCAAGAAGAAGAAAAAGAGCAAGGAUAUGUUGAAAAAGAAAUUCUCCCGAUUCAUCGACACCAUGAAAAACGCUGGACUGAACCCGAAAAAUGCGAUGAACGCUAUGGUUAUCAUAUAAUAUUCCUAAGAAUCCAAGCAUUUUUAGGGCAUGGAAGACGUCUUGGAAGAUGACCCGGUGCUUUCGGAAAAGGAGGAACUUUUAAGGGAUCGAAAAGAAGCGAUCAAGAACAUGACCCCGGAACAGAAAAUGAUGGCCGAGCCGAUAAAGUUGAUUCGUGAAGGUAUUUUUCAAAAUGUUAUACUCUCUUCACUGUGACUUUAGAAUUUUUUGAAUAUCUUCUUUUCCCUCGCCUCUUAGAGAUCAUGAGGGUGCAGACAGGCCAAAUUGAUAGAAAAAGUAGGAAGCAUAACUUUCAAAACAACUUUUUGAAAAGCUUACUUGAUGAACUUUCAUAAUCGAAAAAAAUUACUUACACUUAUUGGCGUAUACUGAUGCAGAGCGCAAGUCGUUUAUGGUCGGCUGCAAAAAAAAAAAACGACCAAAGUUCCACGUACCAUGAUAUCAUGAAAAAGUGCUUUGAAUCUAAAAAUAACCAAGAUGAUUAAAUUAUGCUGACGCCAAACCUCGUUUCGUGAGUUGAAACGUUGGAAUGGUCGAAUCUCCACUCUGCGAAAGCCGUUUCAAGGUCGGCUGCAUCGCAAUUGUAAUCAUUUCCUUCAAAAAGCGACGCGUUGAGCUAUUUUACGUUCGUAUGUUCUAGCCAGUUCGAAAAACUGGAAAAAAAAUCUGGGGAGUUUUAUGAUAGCGCGUAAAUCGCUUUAAGAUGGCCGCAUUUUAAAAGUCGCGACUUUGAAACAGCAAUGCCUCAUGAGCUUUUCUCUCUGAAAGCCACGUCGAUUAUUGGGCCGCGUUUGGAAUGGUUCAACAUGUCGAGGCUCUUUUAUGUUGCGCCCGACCUAAACCGACAUUUCCUAUACAGUAUCGAGAAGCAGACGUGAAAUCGAGUCUAGACGUUGAAUCCAUUCCAAAGCUACCACGGCUGUACGAGCCAUCACAAAUCUAUCUACUCUUUGGCAGAAAUCCAAAUCGCGAAGGGAAAGAACUUUUUGCAGGUGUCAAGCUCGGAAUGGUGAUGGCUGGCCACAACACGUCGGAUUUCGACGAGAAGACCAUUUCUCUGAUUUCACCACGAUUGCUGAGUGUCCUACCCGAUGAGAAUAAUGAUACGGUGAAUAAUUCUCAAAUCUUCCACUAAAAAAACUUUCAGAUUUCAUUACUCUCCCCGUCUCUACUGUCGAUGCACGGUGAAGGAACUGAGCUGGAGAGGAAAUUGUCGUUGAUGAAAGCUUUGAAGCUGAUGGCUGAUACCGGCCAGGAAGAGUGGAUGAACUUUGUUUUCGAGGCCGCUGGGGUUACGGAGGCUGUUGAUAUGAUCCGGGUGAGUUCUGAGGGGAAUAAUAGAAGGAAAGAGGCUAGAGAAACGCAGAAAAAUGAACUUUGGGGAAGAGGGGCGAAUUGAGGGAAAAUCUCUUCCUAAGAAGUUCUAUAAAACCGGUCAAGAAAAAACCAGAACCUUCCCCAAGCUUCAACCUUCCAGGACGCCGAAGUCCGAACCGAACGAGAAGAAAUGAUGAAGGAUUUCGUGAGCAAGGACGGCCAACCGAUGUACUUCACCAAGGAGAACGUCACUGAGAUCUACGGAGACUACGAGAAGAGCAAAAUCGAGACUUUCGAACGGCUUCACGACUCUUUGUCACCUGAGCAGGUGAGGUUCUUUGAAAGAAUCAAGAAAGCCAUUUUUUCCAGAUGGAAGGCCUGAAUCAAACGGGGUACACGAUAAUGGAAAAGGCUCAGCUUCACGCCUUCUACGGACCCGGAUCUCCAUUCAACGAUUCAGAAGCCCUUCAAAGGCUGACCAGCGUCGAGAAAGAAGCCAUGCCGGCUCUCAUUGAAACUCACAUCCGACAGUUGGCCAAGGAGGAGCUCAAGUUCGAAGCUUCGAGAAAGGUUCGGGACAAAAAAAAGCAACAGUAGAGAAUGCAAAUAAGUGAGUCAAAAAAAUCAUUAAAAAAAUUAUGUUUGAGAUUAAGGAAAAAUUUUGAGGACGGUCAUUUAGCUUUGCUUUUUUUGAAACUUUCUGGAAAUAAGCAAGAAAAAUUUUUUUGCAAGGGUUCUUUGAGGACCGCUUGAGUUUCUCACUGAAAAAUUGAGAAACGGCAGCUGGGGGCGAACAUUUAAAAAAAAGAAGUAAAACCAAAAAAAAAAGAGUAAAAAAAAACAGAAAAAAAAAAUGAAAAAAGGCGGUGGAGAGGAUGAGAGCGGCCAACACUGAUCAAUGGUCAGGGGUAGAGAAAAAUACAGUUUUAACGGAAUGAGUCCAAAGUCCCAAGUUUUAAUAUCCGAGGUCCAUUUUUUUCAACUGUUCCAAAAACAGGAAAAUCUUCAAAAAAAGCUUGCCGCGAAACAGUCAUAUUCAAUUCCGGUCACAGACCAUAUUUCUUUUCUGUGGGGCUAUGCGGAAUUUUCUUUGGAAAGACAUAGUCCUAAAGAAGGUCUUCUUCUUCCGAAUACCUGAUUGAGAUACAUAUCCAAACUAGAAUUAUAUUUUAGGGCUGUAAAGAUUGAAGUGGUGUCAAAGAACGGCUUAAACAAGGCUCUAGCCAUGUCAAACCAAACUGGAGUCAGGCUUUCAGAAAAUGUCCUUCUAGUAAAGUUGAUCCUUCCGACCAAGCUCAUUCGAAAACUUCUUAGAAAGCUUGUUUCUGAGCCUUCCAAGUGAUCAAUUAAGAGUGCUGACGCUUCUAAAGGGAUCACUAGGAAUCCUCAGAAACCUCCGAGGGCUAAAAAAAAAUGGAAUCUUUCUAAAGCCUGUAGUUUUUCAAGUUUUGCCAAAAUAAAACUCACGCCAAGAGAAACUAUGCCUAAAGUUAAACUAUCCAAAAAAGAUCCAGUUUGAGCCUCCAGCUCAUCCGAAAACUUUCAGAAAGACGUGACCCUCACUCCGACCCUGCUCCUGAACGUCGUCGGCGACCCCGUCCUCGCCUCCCAGCCGUUCAUCCUCUCGCCGAUCGUCCUUUCCAGUCUGGUCCUCUCUCCGUCCAUCUACGGCGCCGUCAUUCUCUCGCCCUGGGUCUUCGUCCCGGUCAUCGUCGCUCCCAGAAUCCUCGGUCCCGUCGUCCUGUCUCCUGUAGUCUUCGCACCGAUCGUUCUCUCGCCUCUAGCUUUGAUCCCAGUUAUCCUCACGCCAGGAGUCGGACUCCCACUGAUUCUCUCGCCAUUCCUGAUGACUCCCUUCAUCUUGUCGCCAGUCGUCAUGGCUCCCCUGAUUCUGUCGCCAUUUUGCCUUUCUCCCUUCAUUUUGGUCCCGAAUGCUUUGACUCCGAUGGUUUUGUCGCCAUUCGUCCUGUCGCCCUUGAUUUUGUCGCCUCCUUUCGUUUCCGCUUUCGUUUUGAAUCCAUACGCUUUAUCUCCCGUAGUCGCGUCCAAUGGAGCACUUUUCACCGCGGUUUUAUCGCCUAGUUUUUUGAGUUAAAACUGAGAUUAUAUGGAGGAGAAGUUGAAGCUAUUCCGGUAUUUACUAUAGCCGAUUCACGGCGAACUUGGGAAAGGGCGUGGCCUGUCUGCGUCCUCCACCGACUAG